GGCCCGGAUUACAGAAGUUGGACAGUUGUAAGUUGUGUUUGAAUAAGGGGGUUACAAAUUUGUAUAGAGAAUAGUGUGUUUUUGUAUAUAUCUUUUGGAUGUUUGCAAAUUUUUCUGCACUAAAUUUUCACUCUUAACAUCAGGGUACUAAGUUUCCUGUAGUGUUAUUCACAUUAUGGGGGUGGUGUAGCGACGCCUCCAAGACCCGUUUUUUAUGGGGGGGGGUGUUACAUCCAGCGAUUGUCUGUGUUUCUGUAUUUCUUCUGUUUCGUGUCUUGUUGUUAUCCUAGGUUACUUCCUGUGCUUAAUUGAUGGGGAUGCCGGCGCGCGAGGCGUGUCCCAGCUGAUGGCAUAAAGAGGGCUUGGGUGUGGCGAGAGGAAGUGGGAGAGACCGGCUUUGUUCGGUGUUUGAAUUGUUGUUUCAUCACAGGUGACGAAGGAAAAAUACAAGAAGGCCACCAACUGCACUGUUGUGGAAAUAUGACUUACAAAAUCUCAAGUAGUUCUUGCUGUAAAGGUAAGAUAACACCAGGAUUAAGCCAGUUGGUGGCUGACUGCUGUGAAUCUGUAGCCUACAAUCCUCUUAAUAAGAUUUGCUGUAAUGGCCGCAUUCAGACUCGAAACAGUGCUCAGGCAAUGUGCUGUGGCACAGAAGUGUAUCUAAAGGAGACUGAUUUGUGUUGUGUUGACACUAUAUACAAACUGGAGCAAAAUCUUUUCUGUUGUGGCAACAAAUCAUAUAGCAAUGAAUCCCACUGCUGCUGUACUUCACUUUGUAGCGAUCCAAAUGUGAAGCCCAAGUCUGAGCCUUGCUGUUCAAAACUUCAGACAGAUGGCCAGUCCACUGUGAACAGCUGCACAGAGAAAGAAACAGCAAGAAGGUCCCCUCCACAACUCCCCUCCAACUUUACAAGCCCAUACAACAAAGUCUCAGAACUGAUGUGUGGAUCAAAAGCCUACAAUCCCCAAAAGAAAGUUUGUUGCUCAGGGAAUCUGUUUAAGAAGUCAUCAGUAAUUACUAAGUGUUGUGGUGAACAUGUCUACAGUGUAUCAGAAAAAAAUGUGAUGUGCUGCAAUGGAAAUCUUCAUCGCGAUUUGCCUGAACAGUCGGAAUGUGUCGGAGGUGUUGUAUAUACUCCAGGAAGGACAGUCUGCAAACUGUUUGUCCGCCCUCGUCUUGGUGAACACUGUUGUGGAGAGAAAACCUUUAAUCUUAAUGAGCAUAUUUGCUGUAAUGGACACAGGCACUCCAGGUUAAAUGGUAACUUCUGCUGUGGCUCAGAAGCCUAUGACCCCUAUAACCAAUUCCAAAUGAGGUGUUGCUCAGGUCACCUCUACAACAUCACACAUUUGGGUGGGAAAGCAGAGUGUUGUGGAACCCUCUUGCUGGAAGAUAAUACAAAUCAAACUUGCUGUUCUUCCACAAGCCAUGACAUGAUUUAUGAAAUCCAACCAAAGCACUUGUGUUGUGGUCACGAUUACUACAACACAUCCCUGUGGAGUUGCUGCGCAGGACAUCUCAAACCAACACCAAAGACCAAUAUAUCUCUUACAGAGCACAGACUAAAGCCACUAAUGGAGCUGAUCCCUGACAUAUGCAAUAAAUCAGUGCUAUUUGGAAAGGUGGAGAGUGUUGCACUUGACAAUUAUCGAAAUAUCGUAUUAAGAGUUAUUGCAAGGAUGCAUGUGAAGUCGGCUGGAGACAUUAAAAACCCUUUGGUAAAUGUGACAUUGGAUCACUGCAACUCUCCGGCCCUGGAGCUUGGCAUGACCUACCUAUGGGAGAUGAACAGCAGUGUGUACAAGCCUCUUUCUCACCCUAUUGACCAACCUUCUGACAUUCACAUGCUCUUUAUUAUGUUACAGUUAUAUGAGGGUUGCAAACAAAAAUAGCAAUAAGUAUUAAGGUCUAUUUCCAGUCAUUUCAAAACAAAUUCAUGUUUGUUUUCAUCAUAUUGGAUUUCUGUCCUGACAAGAGCUUUAAUCUGCCAUUAAUGGUAAUUGUAAUCACUAAUGGUAAAUUGAAAUAUAUAUAUAAAUGUUCUGCUGUGUUAAUUCCUUUAUUUUGCAAGAUGCACUGCAUGGCCUAAUAUAUGUUUUUAUCUAGUACUGUAUUUUAAUAAUUCAUCAGUCUCAGGUGUGUUACAUGUUUUGACAAUUUGAAGGGUUUUAUAGUCCCUUUAUAAGAUACAGGUGCUUUAAAGGUGUUUUUGAAAUUGCUUGUAUUUUAAUAAUGUUUGCCAUUUAAAGGAAUUGUUCUUAAAAGAUUUAUCAUAGUUCUGGAUUUAAAUGAAAGGAGGUGUUUCCUAAAGUUUUGUGUAUUUUUAUAGUUCCACCAUAAGCUUGUUGCAGUUAUGCAUCUUUUUUUACUAGUAUUCCAUUGAUUGAUUAAUUUAUAGGUUUGUUACUAUUUGCCAAACAUUAUAUUCUGUAGUAGUAUCUUAUGCACUAACUUGGAAAUUUUGUUUUAAGCUUCUCUUAUCUGUUAUGUACUGUUCCAUUUUCAUUUCUUAAAUGCAACUGAAACCAAUCACACAACAUUCAUAUUUAUUGUUGUGUUAUGUGAAGCAUGGUGUAUUAUAGAAUUGCAGAUGUGAAAUAACUGAAUACAAAAGUUACUUAAUACUGUAUAUUGACAUUUGUGAAUAUGAAAUCUAUCAUUUCUAAAUAAGAUGUUUUUGAGAGACAAUAAAGCAUUUGAGUGUUAUAAAAAUAUUAUUGACAGGUCAAGAAAAUGAGUCAAGUUGUUGCAUAAAGACUGUCUUUCAAUAUAUCUUCAGAAUA
Messenger RNA from Xyrauchen texanus (razorback sucker), 2784 nucleotides. Its product is annotated as galaxin. The record is from RefSeq and is a predicted model, not a curated record. NCBI's taxonomy places the organism in Eukaryota, Metazoa, Chordata, Actinopteri, Cypriniformes, Catostomidae. The transcript is spliced from 10 exons. Bases 481 to 1893 code for a protein of 470 amino acids.